AUGGCGGACAAGUUUUCAAGUCAAGAGAAAGGAGAAGCAAUUAAGUUAUGCAAAUAUGCAGAUAAUUAUCUGCUCCGAACUGCAAAACAGCAUCAUUGUUCUUAUUACCAUUAUUCCAUCAUUCCUGAAAAUGCAAUAAUCAUCUGCCAUUCUAUAUCCAAUACAGAUGUGGCAUCAAGACCAUUAGUAAACACAACGUGUGGUGGCGAUCAUGCCCGCACCAUACUCAAAUGUCUCAGUCUCAUUCGGACAAUCUUUAGCAGCGAUGACCUCUUCUGGUUCGGUAAGAUCUAUUCCUCGUUGUGUCCGUCUUACAAGACCAAAGUGGACAUUUCCUGCUAUAAAGACCCAGUGACCACCACCACUACCAUCCAGAAAAAGAACAACAAUGACGACAGCCUCUUAACUUUGCUGUUUCAGCCGGGCGAAUUCAACGUCAAGCGAUUUGACCGCUAUUUGAACGUCUCCUACCGAUCUCCACAAGGGCAGUACAAAGCCUGUGCCAAUAGAUACAAGAUCGACGCAUAUCCCUAUUUAGAGGUGAACCCUUCAGCAGCCACGUGGUUGACCCCUUGGCAGAUGAGAAAGAUACCAGAUGUUCACUGGAUUCAAUUUAAUUCAGACCCACAACACUACACCCUUAUGUUUUACGACAGCAGCAACAGCAACGUGAAAGGCCUCUACACCAACAUCCUGGAGAACAAACUCACCUUUUCCACGGAAGUGAUACGUUAUGAAGCCCCCAUGAACUUCCGGAACUUCUCCUCUCCGUUCCUUAUUUUGUUAUUUCUACAAGAAUAUACAGUAGACAUAUCUACAGAAUGGCGAAGGAGAUUCCUGAAGCCAGUCUAUCGAUUUCUUGGCGAUUUCACCCGUGAAUAUAAUCUGGAUGGCCCCGUCGCUGUCAACUGGGCCCUAGUGACAACAGACCUUUAUGCAACAGAACAAAACCGCAUUUCCAAUAUCGUAGACAACUGUCCACACUACAUCGCUACAGCACUUGCAAAACACGAACGAACAUUUAUCCCGCCUAAUUUACACCUGUACGUCGGUCUUUACGUUUCCUUUACCUCUGAAAGUAUUACCUAUCAAUCUUGCUGCAAUGAGUACAAAUCCAAUGCUACAGUCGUUUACUUGAAUCCUCUGGCAAAUGGAACGGCAAAGGCGGUUGAUACCCGGUCUGGUGUCCAGCCGAACGCUACAAUUAGCUUUGUGCCUUUUGACCAACACCAAAUGGAAGAAUUUCGCCAUUCUCUUUUCACGCUUGUUAUGGUUGACCCAGACAUCCCAGAGGUCUACCACUCGUUGGGUAACUCUACCUACCCACUUAUCCAUUGGAUGACCAUUAAUAUCAUUGGCAAGGAGUUGUCGACUGGUGAGGAGGUACACUCUUAUAUAGGUCCUCUUCCACCUGACGAAAACCCUCAUUUCUAUUAUUUCAUUCUAUUGAAGCAACCACGGAGAUUGACAAAAGAAGACCUGGAAGGGUUUUAUUCAGACUGUGGGGAGGCGCUUAAAGGAAGAUGCCUGUUUCGUAUGAGGCAGUUCGUGCAAGCUAAAGAUCUGGUGUUUGCUGGUGCCACGUGGAUGGCCAGUGAAAACGACAAGUAUGUGAGAGCGGUGUAUCUUAGGCAAGGAAGCCCACCCGACCAAGUAUGUAAACAGUCCAAAUAUUAUCAACCAGGUUGCCUCGAUUCAAGUGAGGCGGUGAGACCCACCUCAGGCUGUGGAAUAAUUUUUGUUUUGUACUAUUUCGUUCUUUUAUUGAUAACGGUUGUAGCUUGUUAAAUGUGCAUGUUGGCAUCUGCAUUAUAUUUAGAUAUAUAUUUGCCAUUUGACUCACAGAAACAUGCACAUAGUUUACAUAUAUAUAUAUCUAUACAAAAAUGUAUACCUGAAUAAAAUAUGUCUGUAUAUUACAUAUAUAAAAAAGUGUGUGUGGUGUGUGUGGUGUGUGUGUGUGUGUGUGUGUGUGUGAAUGUUUAAAUGUGAGUAUGUAUGUUUAUGAAAACGUGUUUGAGCCAAGAGAAGACUGAAAGCGCUGAAUACCCAGAACAUUGAAUGUUGAAAUGUUAGGUGCAAAUAGGAAAACCAGCUUUAAAAACAUUUGUGGUUUUAAAACAAGUUUUAUCGGAAGAACUUACUGUAAUAUAUGCAUUUCAUGUUAUUAUGCCACGCCAGAAUAACUAUUCUAGAAUA
This is a messenger RNA of Octopus bimaculoides (California two-spot octopus), 2199 nucleotides long. RefSeq lists its product as uncharacterized. Lineage: Eukaryota; Metazoa; Mollusca; Cephalopoda; Octopoda; Octopodidae. The record is from RefSeq and is a predicted model, not a curated record.